This is a messenger RNA of Lepisosteus oculatus (spotted gar), 3778 nucleotides long. NCBI's taxonomy places the organism in Eukaryota, Metazoa, Chordata, Actinopteri, Semionotiformes, Lepisosteidae. The record is from RefSeq and is a predicted model, not a curated record.
UGUUCUUCACUAUAGGAUUCAAUAAGACAGCAGCGUGAACAUUCCAAUAUCUCCGAGCUUCAAGCAGUCGGCGGUAGAUCAUGAAGCCUGAGAAUGGGAGCGUCUGAGAAGCCAAGGACCUCCAGUGAUAGGGACUUACAGCAGUCCCUCCCAAGCCUCCCUCCCUUCAACCUGAAGCUCAAGAGGCUGCUCUGGCAAAACGCCAUCAAGCACAUUGUAGGGCAGCAGGAGCUCUGCAGCCAGGGUGGAGUGGAGCCGACACGCAAGAUCACCGUUACGGACGAGUGCAUCAAUGACAUCAACAGGCAGAUCCGGAACAAGGUCUCCAGGGGCCAGGGCUCCAAAAGAUGGCCGUCCACCACUCGAGUGCACCCCUCUGGAGAGGGGGGCUCUACUAGCACACAGAAUAGCACCUCCCCCAGCGACUCCAUGAGCGAUGCGGACUUCUUUGUCAGCUGGGGUUCAACUUUCAAGGGUGUUUUUCUACCCACUUUGCACCACACCUUUAAGUCCGAGGACCUGGAGAGAUUCUACCAGUGUUACUCCUCGUGCCAGCGGAGGACCUCUCUCAUCGUCACCAACAUCAUUGACAUUGUCACCAAACUCCACAUCAUCUUUAUUUACCUGCUGGUCACCCCCGGGGUGGUGGAUUCUGUCCAAGGAGGGCUGGCAGGACUGUUUAUGGCCUUGGGUGCCAUCUUGUGUAUCUUAGCGAUGACUUGCAAGGGAGCCACUUCUCCUCAGUUCCUCCGUUAUGCUGGUCUGACCAGCUGGCUGUCUCAGACCAUACAGGUGCUUGGGGGGGUGGGGUGUGGGCUGGAGAAGGAUGAGUCUUGGUAUGUCCUCUUCUCCCUUUUUGCCACCUACACAUUGUUACCCAUCCCUCUGCUGUGGUCCAUCUGUACAGGGUCAUUGACAUCUGCUCUGCAUCUGCUGGUGGAGACCAUCAAAAACUUUAAUGAAGCAGCUCUCUUCAGGAAGGUAUUAGCCAAGGGUCUACUCUACAUGGGCAUGAACACAGCAGGUCUCUUUGUCCACUACCUGUCUGAUAGAGCACAGAGACAAGCGUUUCUGGAGACUCGCCGCUGUAUUGAAGGCAGAAUUCAACUGGAGCAAGAGAAUCAGAGACAGGAAAGGCUUGUACUCUCAAUACUGCCUCAGUUUGUGGCUUUGGAGAUGAUAGCAGACAUGAGCAACACAGAGGAUGAGCAGCUACCUCAGCAGGUCCACAAGAUCUACAUCCACCAGUAUAAGGAUGUCAGGUGGGUUGGGUACCCCCUGCUACAAGGCAUCCUAUUUGCAGACAUCAAAGGCUUCACUGCCCUGUCUAUGACUCUCUCGGCCCAAGAACUUGUGCGGAUACUAAAUGAACUGUUUGGCCGCUUCGAUCACCUGACUGAGGAGCGCCACUGCAUGAGAAUAAAAAUUCUGGGAGACUGCUACUACUGCGUUUCAGGUGUGCCCAAACCACAGAGCACCCACGCCCGCUGCUGUGUGGAAAUGGGGCUAGCAAUGAUUAACACUUUAAGGGAUGUACAGAAACAGCUGGACCAUGCUGUGGACAUGCGCAUCGGUAUCCACUCAGGCUCCGUGCUCUGUGGGGUCCUGGGGCUGCAGAAGUGGCAGUUUGAUGUCUGGUCUCGGGAUGUGGUUGUGGCAAACAUGCUGGAGGCAGGAGGCAUCCCUGGGAGAAUCCACAUCUCCAGGGACACUUUGGAUAGCUUAGGGGGUGUUUAUGAGACGGAGGAGGGCCAUGGGCAGGAGAGGAACGAGUUCCUCCGCAAACACAACAUUGACACCUUUUUCAUUCGCCACACUGAGCCACCCUUGGACCAGGAGCCACCUGGAGUCCCAGAUGGCGCAGGGCAGCAGCACAGAACCAUGGAGACCCCUUGGAGCCCAGAGGUGCCCUUCAGGAACAUUACUGGCACGAGCUGUAUUUUGGCUACAUUCAUGAGUGACUCAAGGGGCGCACUGGCACCCAAACGCUUGUAUUCACAGGAAAUCAACAAGCGUAUUCAGCAUGCCAUAGGAGAGAGGAGCAGCGAGUGUGUUCGACAAGAACACAUCACUCCUGUCACUCUGGUCUUCAAGGAUGCGCAUGUUGAAGCCAAGUUCAACCACAUGCGAGAUGAGAUGUUCAAGUCAAAUCUGGUGUGCUCUUUCCUCAUACUGCUGAUCAUCAUGGCAGUGCAAGGCCUCAUCCCUGCCCCUCAGGUGUCUGCCAUGGUGGUUCAGUUCACCCUCUUCCUCCUGGCCUACAUGGUCAUGCUGCUGGUAACCAUGGCGGAGGAAUUCAAGUGUUCUCCUGCAGCUCUGCAGCAGCUCUGUUGCUGGAUCCAUGAAACCAAGGGUGCCCGCAAUCUCCUCACUCUCUCUGCCAUCAUCAUCAACUGUGGAGUGGCCUCCUGCAACAUUAUGUGGUGCAAUAGCUUGGAAGCAGAGGGCACAGACAUGUCGAACAGGAGCAGUACACAGAAAGCCAGCCUAUGGCCCAUCAACAUCUGUACCCAUCCAGAGUACUUUGUGCUGAGCGGGGUGGUUGCCUUGGUAACGUCUGCAGUGUUCCUGAGACUCAGCUCCUUGCUGAAGUUGGCCGUGCUGAUUCUGAUAAUCACAGUGUAUGCAUACCUGAUUGAGGUGGCCUUCCAGGACCUCUUCAUUCGCCAUGAUCGGCUCUAUCACAGUGACAGGAGGAAGGGGAUCUCAUUGCUGUUGAUGUCCAUAUUUGUUGCAGCUGUGUUCUACAAUGGCCGACAGCUGGAGACAACAGCAAGGCUGGAUUUCCUCUGGCAGCUGCAGGCCCGGCAGGAAGUGGAGGACAUGAAGGAGCUACGACAACACAAUGAGAGCCUCCUGCGGAAUAUCUUGCCCAGCCAUGUGGCACGCCACUUCCUAGAAAGGGACAGAAAAGAUAAGAACCUAUACUCUCAGUCCUACGACAAAGUGGGUGUAAUGUUUGCCUCAAUCCCAGGCUUUGCAGAUUUCUAUACCCAGAAAGAGCUCAGCAAUCAGAGCGUGGAGUGCUUGCGCCUGCUGAACGAGAUCAUCUCUGAUUUUGACGAGCUGCUUGGAGAAAAGGCUUUUGAGAAUAUUGAAAAAAUCAAAACCAUUGGGAGUUGUUACAUGGCUGCAUCAGGCCUUUCUCCAGAAAAACAGGAGACUGCAGAUGAAUGGCACCACGUCGGUGAACUGGUUCACUUUGCUUUUGCAAUGCAAGAGAUGUUGACAUUCAUUAACAGGCACUCUUUCAACAACUUCCAGCUGCGUGUUGGAAUUACUCAUGGCCCUGUGGUCGCUGGAGUAAUUGGUGCCAAGAAGCCACAGUACGACAUCUGGGGAAUGACGGUGAACCUGGCCAGCCGGAUGGAGAGCACAGGGGUGAGCGGACAGAUCCAGGUGCCAGAAGGGACAGGCCGCAUCCUGGCGGAGCGAGGCUUUGCAUUAGAGUUCCGGGGCGAGAUCUACGUCAAGGGGGUCAGCGAACAGCAGGGAGGGGUGCGGACCUACUUUGUGAGCGGCACAGCGCAGGAGCCAGGCCAGCUAGGUCAGGGAGCGGCCUGCCGCCGGGGGAGCAUGAGGGGGAAGCACACUCUGGCAGCAGUGGUGUUUGGCCUGGUGAAAGCACGCAGCAGGGAAAAGCACGGAGAGGCCAACGGAGGCUUCCAGCUCCCAGGACAAACUUCCCAGUGCUGAGUGUUCAAGCCCAGAGCCUGAGGCCUGUGUGGUCACAUCAAGACCUUUGCCGAGAAGAAUGUGCUCCUUUCCCAAAAAGGGG